Molecule: messenger RNA, 2357 nt
Organism: Zingiber officinale
Lineage: Eukaryota; Viridiplantae; Streptophyta; Magnoliopsida; Zingiberales; Zingiberaceae
Product: receptor-like serine/threonine-protein kinase SD1-8
Exons: 7
Coding region: 112-2124 (670 amino acids)
Biological process (GO): protein phosphorylation; recognition of pollen
Molecular function (GO): protein kinase activity; ATP binding
Source: RefSeq, a predicted model, not a curated record
GGAAGGCUCCUCCUCACCGACGGAAGAAGCUCCACCAUCUACUGGUCCUCGAGCUCGCCGGCUUUGGUGGAACCCGAAGCGCGACUCCUGGAGAGCGGCAACUUCGUCGUCAUGGAGAACGGAAGCGACCCCAGCAGCUCAGCGGCGUGGCAGAGCUUCGACCACCCUACUGACACGCUCCUCCCAGGGAUGAAGCUUGGGUGGAACCUCAGCACCGGACUGAACCGCAACAUCACCUCGUGGGCGACCUCCGGCGAUCCGUCUCCGGGAGACUACGUGGCGGGCAUUGACGUGGCCGGCGUACCCCAGCUGUUGGUGUGGUCCGGGACUCAGCAGUUCUGGCGCGGCGGCCCGUGGAACGGCAUCGGCUUCAGCGGCAUCCCGGUGAUGAGGCAGGGCAACGCCCUAACUCUGCAUUACGAGUUCGCAUCAAACUCCGACGAGGCCGUCUACUGGUUCUACCUGGAAAGCUCCACCCUCUUGUCGAGGUUGGUCCUCAACGAAAGCGGCCUCCUCGAGCGAUUCUUCUGGUCCGACCCCGGAAACCUCUGGGUGCCCCUCGGCGUCGCGCCCGACACCAGCAGGAACCCGUGCGACAAGCGAGUGUCCUCCUGCGGCGCCAACGGCGUCUGCGGCCCCCGUGCGCCGACCUGCACGUGCCUCCAGGGGUUUCGCCCCAAGAAUCGACGAAGUUGGGACGACGGGUGCGAGAGAGAUCUCCCAACGGCCGGCUGCCGGAGCAGGACCGACACCUUUGUCACGGUGAACAACACCAAGCUGCCGGACACGUCAAAGGCGACGGCAAACCGGAGCAUGGCGAGUCUGGACAUGUGCAGGGACUGGUGCUUGAGGAACUGCUCCUGCACUGCUUAUGCCGCUUCCAACCUCAGCGGCAAUGGCAAUGGCUGCCUGAUCUGGACGUCGGACCUCUACGAUCUCACGCUGUACGACAACGAAGAAGCAGGACAGGAUCUCUACGUUCGACAAAUAGAAUCAAGACCUUUGAACGAAGUAAUUCUUGCGGCUUUUCUCCUUUCACUUUUGUCGUGCUGGAUUUGGAGAAGGAAGAAGAGAAGCCUGUAUUGUGAUGAGGAAGAGACAGAAGGAAAGGACUUGGAUUUGCCGUUAUUUGAAUUGAACACGAUUGCUGAAGCGACAGACAACUUCUGGAUGAACAAUAAGCUCGGCCAAGGGGGGUUUGGCCCUGUAUACAAGGGGAGACUGGUUGAAGGACAAGAAAUAGCUGUGAAAAGGCUAUCCAAAACAUCAUCGCAAGGCGUCGACGAGUUUAAGAAUGAGGUCAUGCUGAUUGCUAAGUUGCAACAUCGAAAUCUCGUUCGACUUCUUGGUUGUUGCAUUCAAGGAGGAGAAAGGAUCUUGGUCUAUGAGUACAUGCCCAAUGGAAGCUUGGAUCCUUUUCUAUUUGAUGACACUAAAAGCGUAUUGUUGGAUUGGACAAUGCGUCGAAACAUUAUACUUGGGAUUGCUCGAGGACUUCUUUACCUUCAUCAAGAUUCUAGACUUAGAAUCAUUCACAGAGACUUGAAAGCUAGUAAUGUUCUUCUUGAUAAAGAAAUGACACCCAAAAUAUCAGAUUUUGGUAUGGCGAGGAUUUUUAGCGGAGAAGAUACAGAAAGAAAUACGAGGAGAGUUGUUGGAACAUAUGGAUACAUGUCACCUGAAUAUGCAAUGGAUAGAAUCUUCUCAAUAAAGUCUGAUGUAUUUAGUUUUGGAGUUUUGUUACUUGAGAUCAUAACCGGUAGAAAGAAUCGAGGAGUUUAUCACUCUACCGUGCACUUAAAUCUUCUUAGCCAUAUAUGGAGUUUAUGGAAAGAAGGUAAAGUCAUGGAAUUAGUUACUCAAUCUAUUGAUCAUUCACUGUCGGGAACUGAGGUCCUUCGUUGCAUAAAAAUUGCUCUUUUAUGUGUUCAAGAGCGACCAGGAGAUAGACCGACGAUGCAUUCAAUAUUGAAAAUGUUGGACAAUGACAAUGCUCUUGAAAUAGAACCUAGUCAACCUGGAUUCGUCGACUUUAGAGGUCACCUUGAUCCGACUAAUUCAUCAAUAAGAGAACAAGAUUUGUCACUAAACUAUGUUUCUAUGACAAUGCCAGAAGGUCGAUAGCAUGAAAUUCAGUUUGGUAGUAUGAAAUGUAAAUGCUUUAGACUCUUCAUGUUGAGUAUUUGUGAAUUUUGUGGAUAAACUACGUUCCUACUUCUAAAUACUGAACAACCUUGGACUCUUAUGUUCUCUUUUACUGUCUUAUAUAUGUGGUUCUGAACAUGUGUCUGAAAUGUUUACAAUUGCAUUUUGGAAGACACUUGCUAAAUGAAAGGGUUCUCGAUUGAUAGAACAGU